CAUUUCCUAGUUGUUCCCCCGAUGGCCCGCUUGCAACAUCUCGGUGUGAGCGGGUCCUUAGAAUUCGGCGCGCGUUUUCGAAAUUAGAAUGUUUAAAAAAUCGAGCAUAGUUUUUUAGUGGUUUUAUUGUGAAUUUUAUGUGACCAGUUAUGUGUUGUGUAGUGGAUAUAGUUUAAGAAAGGAAUUUUAUUUUUGGAAUGACGGGAGCAGUGAGGUGAACGCAUCUUGUUUUUUUUUUUUAAUGCAGUGACAGUGCCUUUGAAGUGCAGUGACCAGGAUUUUACUUUGGAAAAUGGAACGUAGUGGUGUUUAAAAGUUUUAAAUUUAAAAAUAAAAAAUUCGUGCCCCAUGUAAAUUCGUCUAUCCGGAUUUUAGAUAACUGAACAUAACUACGUUCGGUUAGCUAAAGUCUUACAUAUUUAAAAAUCGAACACAAAUUGGCAUUUAUACUUUUUUAUUCGAAUAACAUCUUUUUAAAUCAAAUAAAUUCUUCUUUCUGCUUUGGUUUUCUCUUUACAGAUAUUUUGUGCAAAUUUUGAUCAGUAAGAAAAAUAAUAGUAUACGGGAACAAGUGAAUAAUUACAAUAAACCGAAUAGUGCCUUAUAAUGUUUAUUUAAGAGGAAACGAAGAAAAAAUAAACAAACAAACCACGGAGACAAAAUGCCAAAAAACUUGUUGCUCUUCAAAAAGAUAAUACCCGAAAUCAAUUUCGCUAAAAGAAAUCUCACAUCGCCGCUCGGUCGAAAUAUAUUUAUCAGUUAAAAACUGAAAAAUAAUAAUAAUAAAAAAAAUCAAAAAUAACAAACAACCAAGUUGGAGAAACAUUGGGGAGUGCCAUAAAGUUUUUUCAAAGAAAAAUUCUUAUGGUGAUAUAAUUAAAAAAAAUAUACAAAAAAGUUGCCUUAACAUCGACUUAGUCGAUAAAACAACAUUCAAGAAAAAAAAACAUCAAAACACCAAAACGUUCAGUGAUACUAGUGUAAAAAGAGACGCAAUGCGAAUGCAAUUCGCGCGUUUGCAAAAAUAUUCGCCGAGAGUAACCUAAAGGAAGCAGGAUACGGUUGAAUUAAGAAAACUUUUUUAAAAAGUUGAAAUUUCAAAUUUCGAAAUGAACAACAGCCAGUUCCACGAGUUGUUCGGAUCGCAGUGGCCCCCUGAUCAGCAUGGUGGGCACUCGUCAGCGUCUACCAUGCUGCAUCAGGCGCAGUCACCACUCCCUCAAGGGAUGCAGUUGAAGAGAGAGCCCCAUACUGACGUUCAAGGUGUGAUGCAUAACCAGAUGGGCAUGGACAUAACCUCAGGCUCGGUUGCUGACAGCACAUCCCCUCCACCAGGGAGCAGUGAGGGGAUGUUUGGCUCUUCUAUAUCCGGAAUGUUCAUGGAUAAGAAAGCUGCUAAUUCCAUUAGAGCCCAAAUUGAAAUAAUACCAUGCAAGGUGUGCGGCGACAAGUCAUCAGGGGUCCACUAUGGGGUGAUCACGUGCGAAGGUUGCAAGGGCUUCUUCCGCCGGUCACAGAGCACAGUGGUGAACUACCAGUGUCCACGCAACAAGGCCUGCGUGGUGGACCGAGUCAACAGGAACAGGUGCCAGUACUGCAGGCUGCAGAAGUGCCUCAAGCUUGGAAUGAGCCGCGAUGCGGUGAAAUUCGGUCGGAUGUCGAAGAAACAACGCGAAAAGGUCGAGGAUGAAGUGCGCUACCAUCGGGCGCAGAUGAGAGCACAGACAGACGCCGCUCCGGACUCGGUGUAUGACGCCCAACAACAGACGCCGAGCUCCAGUGACCAAUUCCAUGGUCAUUAUAAUGGCUACCCAGGCUACGCUUCGCCUCUCUCCUCGUACGGGUACGGAGGGAACGCGGGGCCAGCUCUUACAUCAAAUAUGAAUAUACAACCCCAGGCGCCCCAGCAGCAACCCUACGAUGUGUCGGCAGAUUACGUCGACUCCACUACAGCAUACGAGCCGAAGCAGACCGGAGGUUUUUUGGAUGCCGACUUUAUCGGACAUGACGACCAGCCAAAAAGCGCCAUAGUACGACCACCAGGUUCCACUUCAACCACAACAGCAACCACAUCGACAACCACCCUCCGACAGUCAACCAUUGACAUGCCGAGGCCUAGAAUACAGGAAUUCGAUAGAUACGAGGACAGAAUUCAAUCUCCAGCCUCUAUAUCCAGCGGAGUUAUUAGUAUUAAGCAGGAAAUCAAGCCGGAGACGUCAAUGGGCGUAGACAACCUGGUUGCCAGUUAUGUGGACUCAACAACCUUUCUGCACAGUCCAUCUAACAUCCAACAUAGUCCGAUGGACAUACAGAAUUCAGUGUUGGUGUCCGGGCAGAAUUCUGUCUCGUUAACAAGCGAGGAACUGAGCCCAGAUGACUUGACGUCCAGUAGUGGACACGGAAGGUUGAUAGACCCUUUAAAUAUGAAUAUAUCUGGUAUGGGGAUGGUUAACCCCAACGCUGUCACGAAUAGAAGACAUCACGGUUCAAGUCACAGUGGAUCGUCGAGUUCUGAAGACCUGCCGUCGGAAGGUGACAUCAGCAAGGUGUUGGUGAAGAGUCUGGCUGAGGCACACGCGAACACAAAUCCAAAGUUGGAGUACGUCCACGAGAUGUUCAGAAAACCACCUGAUGUCUCUAAACUUUUAUUUUACAACUCGAUGACCUACGAGGAGAUGUGGUUAGACUGCGCGGACAAGUUGACAGGGAUGAUACAAAACAUUAUAGAGUUUGCGAAGCUGAUACCCGGCUUCAUGAAACUCUCUCAGGACGACCAGAUACUGCUGCUCAAGUCAGGUUCAUUCGAGUUGGCAAUAGUUCGUCUGUCGCGGCUGAUCGACGUGAACCGCGAACAAGUGUUGUACGGUGACGUCGUGUUGCCAAUACGGGAGUGUGUUCACGCGCGCGACCCCCGGGAUGUGACACUUGUGGUGGGCAUAUUCGACGCCGCGAAGACCAUCGCGCGACUUAAAUUGACUGAGACUGAGUUGGCUUUGUAUCAGAGUCUUGUGUUGUUGUGGCCAGAACGGCAUGGAGUUCGUGGCAAUCCAGAGAUCCAGUGUCUAUUCAAUAUGUCGAUGGCGGCAAUGCGCCACGAGAUCGAAUCUAACCACGCACCGCUCAAAGGUGACGUCACAGUGCUGGACACAUUGCUCGCGAAAAUACCCACCUUCAGAGAACUAUCGCUCAUGCAUUUGGAGGCGUUAUGUCGCUUUAAAGCGGCACAUCCACAUCAUGUAUUCCCAGCACUCUACAAAGAACUAUUCUCUUUAGACAGUGUACUAGAUUAUACACACGGAUAAUUUCGCCAAAUUAUUCCAUGGGUUAUAUUCUUAAUUGGGGUUUGUACGAUCUCAUUUUUGCCUACGAAAUCCGGAGGUGGCAGUAGUGAGGCCGACUUUUAUUUAAAGACUUGACAGCUAUGUAUUUUUUUUUAUUCGAUUGUCCCCUGAACUGUGGACACCUGGAACGUUAUUUGUUAACCUAUUUAUAAUUGUAUGUAUGUACUUUGAGACUGUUAUAAUGAUAUUUUACGUAUAGGUACGUACGUACAAUAUUAAUAUUUAAAUGUUUAUUUAAUUUUGAAUCUAGGCACGUUAUAGGUGUUCACACUUCAUACGUAAUGUCAGAUGGUAUUAUAUUAUUUUUUUGUUAUGCUCUUAUUUUUCAUAACAAAUGUAGAUUAUGGGAAUAUAUGGAACCUGAAUUUGUGAGCUUUAUAUAAAUACAUAAUAAUACAUAUAUGUUUUGUUGUGUGUUUGUAUAUAGAGGCGUAUCGUAAUAUAAUUAUCAUAAAUGUAUAACUUUGAUGAGAAAGUAAGAAUUAUAUAUAAAAAUAAUAAUAGUAAUAGAGUUUUUAUUAAGAAGUGAAUAAAUUUAUAACGUUAUAGCGUCGUAAUGUACACACUACAGUUUUCUUUUUCUAAACAGAACUGUAAUUAUUAGUCCCUAAUUAUUUUUUAACAAUUUUUUUUAUAAAGAAUAUUGUAAUUUGUUAUUUAUUUCAAAUGAUUAUUAUUAUUGAUGUUUUUUUUUUAUUUCUCUUCAACAUAGAUGAUAUAAGUUGUAAUAUAGGAUACACAAUACUGCCCAUUUUAUUAUAUAUUUUAUUUUUCGUUGGCUUGAACAAGUGAAGCGAUGAAAAAUUUUCAAAUUAUAAAUAACUUAAUAUAAACUAAUAAUAAGAUGGAAUAUAACGUAUUAUUGUACGGUGCAUUGAACAAAAUCGCAGUCGAACAUUAUUAUUAUUAUUAUAUUGAAAAAUGAAUAAAUAAAUAAACCAAUCAAAUUUGUACCGAUCAAAUUAAUUUUGUACUGUCUCAGCAGGCAAUUUACAUAUUUUCAUAGAAUAAAUUUGAUCUCAUUUUUUGCACGUUCUUCGCUUUGGUGCCAUGUUUGGAAUUUAUUCAACAUUAUUUGUUUUUUUGCAUAAUAAACAAGAGAUUAUGCCGUAAGCAAUGCAUAAUAAUAACUGUACAACUGAAUUUUAAAGUACAUUUUUUACUGUAAUUUAUAUAUAUAUUUUUUUGUAAUACGUAAAUUAUACUUACAGUUUUUUUACGCUUUACGCACUUUUAUGUACGUAUCAAGAACGAAUCUUUGUUUCCUCAUUUUUCUAUAUUAAAAUUGCCUGCUACGUCUAUUAGAAAUAUUAACCAUCAAUUUUUCUAACAUUUACGCUAAGUUUUGUCGAAUAGCCUUUACUAUAGACUGGUUUAUAUUAAUAAUAAAAAAGAAGUAUAAAUCUUAACUCGUAUUUUGUAAAUAGUAAUUAAUCAUAUGUAUUUUAUAUUAAAUGUCAUUAUAAGGUUCAAUGGGUUAAUUUUAAUUUUACAUUUUAUUAAAAAAAAGUGAAAAACAAAUUUUCCACGAUGACCUGCCGGGAUGUCGAAUCUUGAACGAUCAUGUGAAAGUGUUGUUUUUUAUCUUUCUAUAUAUUAUAUAUUUUUUGUUAAAUAAAGCAAUCUGUUAUUGUCUA
This is a messenger RNA of Galleria mellonella (greater wax moth), 4978 nucleotides long. It is a transcript of the gene Hr3, whose product is annotated as probable nuclear hormone receptor HR3. The record is from RefSeq and is a predicted model, not a curated record. The transcript has 13 exons. NCBI's taxonomy places the organism in Eukaryota, Metazoa, Arthropoda, Insecta, Lepidoptera, Pyralidae. Gene Ontology annotation, cellular component: nucleus. Gene Ontology annotation, biological process: regulation of transcription by RNA polymerase II. Gene Ontology annotation, molecular function: zinc ion binding; RNA polymerase II cis-regulatory region sequence-specific DNA binding; nuclear receptor activity. Bases 1110 to 3302 code for a protein of 730 amino acids.